Molecule: messenger RNA, 2854 nt
Organism: Quercus robur (English oak)
Lineage: Eukaryota; Viridiplantae; Streptophyta; Magnoliopsida; Fagales; Fagaceae
Product: DNA ligase 1
Exons: 17
Coding region: 84-2453 (789 amino acids)
Biological process (GO): DNA repair; DNA biosynthetic process; DNA recombination
Cellular component (GO): nucleus; mitochondrion
Molecular function (GO): ATP binding; DNA ligase (ATP) activity; DNA binding
Source: RefSeq, a predicted model, not a curated record
UGUUGGCGUCGUUUCUUAACAAAACCGCCACAACCCUCUCUCUCUCUGGUCUCAAUCUCUAUGCUCUCAGUCUCACUACGUUCAUGCUACUACUACCACCACCCUUCACUCUCACUCUCACAGUCUCACUCUCACUCUCUCGCUCUCGCUCAGCUCUCAAAACACUCUCUUCCUUUCUCGUCUCCACAAAACCCUUCUCUUCCAAAAACCCUAACCUCACAAUGUCGAAACCCCCUUCCGCUUUCGACGCACUCAUGUCCAACGCACGCGCCGCCGCCUCCAAGAAAAAGCCCCAAUCUUCUUCUCCCAACAAGCGCAAAACCCUAGAUUCCAACCCUCCCCAAAACCCCAAAACCGCCAAAAUCCCCAAUUCUUCGCCGCCCGGUAACGCCGUUUCCGACGCGAAACCCGAAGAAUCCAAGCAGGUGAAAGAGAAUGGAAACUGUGCUCAAGAUCCUAAAUUGUCUGGGUCGGAGAAGAAGCCGAAGGUGAUCAGCGUGGAGGAGAGGGUUGCGCAAUUGAAGAGCAAAAUGCCGGAACUGAAGAAGAAAGCUGGGGAUUUCGAUCCGAGAUCGGUGGCGAGUUGGGGCGAGGGCGAGCGUGUUCCGUUCAUGUUUCUUUGUUUGGUUUUCGACAUGAUUUCAAACGAGUCGGGGCGGAUUUUGAUCACGGAUAUUGUGUGCAAUAUGCUGAGGACUGUGAUGGUUACAACCCCUGACGAUCUUGUGCCGAUUGUGUAUCUUUCGGCCAAUAGGAUUGCCCCGGCGCACGAAGGGUUGGAGCUUGGAAUUGGGGAUGCUUCCAUAAUUAAGGCGCUUGCUGAGGCAUUUGGGAGGACUGAGGUUCAGGUUAAAAAGCAAUACCAGGUUUUGGGAGACUUGGGUCUUGUUGCGAAAGCAAGCCGUUCAUCUCAAUCUAUGAUGCGCAAGCCUGAUGCCUUAACUGUUACCAAGGUUUUUAAUACAUUCCAGCUCAUUGCUAAGGAAUCUGGGAAGGAUAGUCAAGAGAAGAAAAAAAACCAUAUCAAGGGACUACUUGUUGCUGCCACCGAUUGUGAGCCUCAAUAUCUAAUUCGUCUACUUCAGGCAAAGUUGCGUAUUGGAUUGGCAGAGCAGACUCUAUUAGCUGCAUUGGGUCAAGCUGCUGUAUAUACCCAAAAAGAUUCUACACCACCUCCAAACAUCCAGUCUCCUUUAGAAGAGGCUGUGAAGAUUGUUAAACAAGCAUACUCUCUACUUCCUGUCUAUGAUAAAAUAGUCCCUGCGCUUCUUAGUGGUGGUGUGUGGAAUCUCCCAAAGACAUGUAACUUUACACCUGGUGUCCCAGUCGGACCUAUGCUAGCAAAGCCAACUAAAACGGUACAGGAGAUUGUACGUAAAUUUCAGGAUUCUGAGUUUACCUGUGAAUAUAAGUAUGAUGGAGAACGUGCCCAGAUACAUUACAUGGAUAAUGGUUCGGUUGAGAUAUACAGUCGAAAUGCUGAACGGAACACUGGAAAGUUUCCUGAUGUUGUCAUUGCAGUUUCAAGGUUAAAGAAGUCAUCUGUUAGAUCAUUUGUUCUGGAUUGUGAACUUGUUGCUUAUAACCGUGAAAAACAGAUUAUUCUUCCCUUCCAGACCCUCAGCACUCGAGCUCGUAAAAAUGUGGAUGUGAGUGAUAUCAAGGUUGAUGUUUGCAUAUUUGCUUUUGAUAUGUUAUAUCUUAAUGGCCAACCGCUUCUUCAGGAGGAACUUAAAGUUCGUAGGGAGCAUCUAUAUGGCUCUUUUGAGGAAGAAGCUGGAUUUUUUCAGUUUGCGACUGCAAUAACAUCAAAUGAUUUAGAUGAAAUACAGAAAUUUCAAGACAGUGCAGUUAAUGCAAGUUGUGAGGGUUUAAUUAUCAAAACAUUGACUAAAGAUGCUACAUACGAGCCUGCAAAGCGGUCACUUAACUGGCUAAAAUUGAAGAAAGAUUACAUGGAUAAUUUAGGGGACUCGCUAGAUUUGGUACCUAUUGCUGCUUUCUAUGGCCGUGGGAAGCGUACAGGUUUCUAUGGUGCCUUUCUCCUUGCUUGUUAUGACAGCAAUAAUGAAGAAUUUCAAAGCAUUUGUAAAAUAGGCACUGGGUUUUCUGAAGAAGUGCUUGAAAAAUGUUCUACAAAUCUCACUUCUAAAGUCAUUCCUGAACCAAAGUCGUACUACCGGUAUGCAGAUUCAAUGAAUCCAGAUGUAUGGUUUGAACCCGCUGAGGUCUGGGAGGUGAAAGCUGCAGACUUGACCAUUAGCCCUGUUCAUCGUGCUGCAGUUGGCAUAGUGGAUCCAGAUAAGGGCAUUUCUCUUCGAUUUCCUCGGCUGAUGCGUGUCCGUGAAGAUAAGAAACCAGAGGAGGCCACAUCGUCUGAGCAGGUGGCUGAGAUGUAUAAUUCUCAAAAGCACAAUCAUCCCAACGAUCAAGACGAUGAUGAAGAUGAUUGAGGAACAGCAAUAUGUGGAGAUGUUUCCUGUGUAAAAGAACAGCAGCUUUGUCAAUGCAGCCAAUGUGAGUAUAAUAUUAAUGCAAAAUUUUGGCAUUCAACCAUACAACCCAAUUGGUGAGUGCCUUAUCACUGUAGGAUGCAUCAUAGAGGAGUUAGGCUAUGAUGUUAUCUACACCGAAAAAUUUCAUGAUAUGGAUUCGCUAUGAAUUCUAAGAAUUAUUCCUGUAUCUGCAGUUGCAGAUUUAACUGCCCUGUCAUGUAGAAAAUUUUUCCUGUAUGUGCUAUCGCACAAUCACAGUUUGUACAUAAAAUAUCAGGCAAUACAAUGAUUUUGUAUUGCAUUGAGUAUAUUUCCAGACAUUAUCUUUUUAAGCUGAUAAUAGUUACAAUACCUGAUUA